Molecule: messenger RNA, 2820 nt
Organism: Fukomys damarensis (Damara mole-rat)
Lineage: Eukaryota; Metazoa; Chordata; Mammalia; Rodentia; Bathyergidae
Gene: Tpm4
Product: tropomyosin 4
Exons: 10
Coding region: 16-861 (281 amino acids)
Biological process (GO): muscle contraction; actin filament organization
Cellular component (GO): actin filament
Molecular function (GO): actin filament binding
Source: RefSeq, a predicted model, not a curated record
CGUCCUGCCGCAGCCAUGGAGGCCAUCAGGAAGAAGAUGCAGAUGCUGAAGCUGGACCGGGAGGACGCCAUGGACCGUGCCCAGCAGGCCGAGGCCGACAGGAAGGCAGCAGAGGACAAGUGCCGGCAGGCGGAGGAGGAGCUGGCGCACCUGCAGAAGAAGCUCAGGGGGACGGAGGACGCAUUGGACAAGUACUCGGAGGACCUGAAGGAGGCGCAGGAGAAGUUGGAACUGGCGGAGAAGAAGGAGUCGGACGCUGAAGGAGAUGUGGCGGCUCUCAAUCGACGCAUCCAGCUUGUGGAGGAGGAGUUGGACCGGGCUCAGGAACGACUGGCCACUGCCCUGCAAAAACUGGAGGAGGCAGAAAAGGCUGCAGAUGAGAGCGAGAGAGGAAUGAAAGUGAUAGAAAACCGGGCCAUGAAAGAUGAGGAGAAGAUGGAGAUCCAAGAGCUGCAGCUCAAAGAGGCUAAGCACAUUGCCGAGGAGGCCGACCGCAAAUACGAGGAGGUAGCUCGUAAGUUGGUCGUCCUGGAGGGCGAGCUGGAGAGGGCAGAGGAACGUGCGGAGGUGUCUGAACUAAAAUGUGGUGACCUGGAAGAAGAACUCAAGAAUGUCACUAACAACCUGAAAUCGCUAGAGGCUGCAUCCGAAAAGUAUUCUGAAAAGGAGGAUAAAUACGAAGAAGAAAUUAAGCUUCUGUCUGACAAACUGAAGGAGGCUGAGACCCGUGCUGAAUUUGCAGAGAGAACAGUUGCAAAACUGGAAAAGACCAUCGAUGAUCUGGAAGAUGCCCUACGAGCUCGGCAGCUCAAGUACAAAGUUAUGAGCAAGGAGCUGGACCAUGCUGUGACCUCUCUCUGAGAGGCAGCUGGGGUGCCGCCCUAGGUGCUACCAGUAGUGAAGUCCACCUCAUCGUGGUGCCUGCACUGCUGGGGCUUCUGGGAACCCUGGUCCCCGGCCUUGUGGUUUGACCUUUCAAGCCUUCUGAAGUGUCCGUGAGUGACUCUGUGACUGAAAUAAAGACAGGCAGCCCUCAUCUUCAUACCCUGUCUCAUUUUUGUUUUCUCUGUGUGCUGCCUUUGAGCCACGGCUAGAACCCAAAGUGGGUCCCUCACAUGAGCUCAUUACAAAAAGAAAAAUGAUGCCCACUUGAUUCUUUUCUGAAGAUGUGAAGACAAAGCCAAUUUGGCGUGAGCUCCCGAAUGUGGCAUUAGCUAACUGCUUCUGCAUGCCAAUAGUUUUUCCUUUAAUAGACAUUGUUUUGAGUGGAGACUCAUCCCUCCAGACCUCUUAGGCAGCUUAAUAAACUUAGCAGAAUUUAUAGAAAGCAACGGGCCUGUCUCUCAAACGAGGCUACCCUUGCAGGUUCAAGCUAUGAAUUCAAAUACCGGCAAUGGUGUUUUCCUUUCUCGUCUGUCCUCUCUGUAUGCUCUGAGGAUGGUGGCUGGGGCGCCUCACAUCUCCACCGUUCAUGGGACAGUGGGGACUUCGGCUCCCGGUCCAGGGAGGAGGUUCACCAGCGAAAUUUAUCGCAAUUCACCCUUCCCAUAGAAAACUGUACAGGGAAUUCAGGAACAUCCCAUAGCAGGGAAGGGGAGUUAAAACUGCUGCGAUGUCAAAGAAGUGAGGUGAUUUUUCUUCCUGAAGUCCACAUAAGAUGGCAGGAGACACUAAUAUCGAUCUCUCUUCACAUUCACCAAGAAUCUCUCUUUGGUUUAGUAAGAAUGCAUAAAGCAGGGACCGGGGAUUUGGCUCAGUGGUGCCUGCCUCGCAAGCACAAGGGCCUGAAUUCAAUCCCCAGUACCAAAAAAAAAACAAAAAAAACCAAAAAUCAAUGCAUAAAAUUCCCUGGUGGUAAAGUUCAUUGUUUUUGUUUUUGAGUCAGGGUCUCAUAUGUACUUUAGGGUGUCCUUGAACGUACUUAACUAUGUUCCCUAGGAAGGCCUCAAACUCAUGGCGACCCUUCUGGCCUCGGCCUCCCAAAUACAGGGAUUACAGGCAUGCAGCACCAUGCAUAGCACCUUAUUUUUCAUCAUUCCAUAGUGUUUUUUGUUUUUUAAUUCAAACACGAACCUCUGUCCCAGUUUUUUAUUCAUUCCUCCAAAAUACAUUUCCCCAGGGCCGGGGAUUUAGCUCAACGGUGCUGCCACCUGCCUUGCCAGCGCAAGGUCCUGAGUUCGGUCCCCAGUACCAGAAAAAAAAAAUUCAUUUCCCCUAAACUACCCGCAUCUUUCCAUCCCAACCUCUCUGUUGCUACCAUCUGCUCUAAACUGUUGCAUAAACCAUUGCCCACAUAGCCUCAUAUGUGCCCUUGUAGUGAUUGCAGACUAUAUAGGGGGUGGUUUCUGUUUGUUCUAUUUGUUCCUGGGAUUUCUCCAGACAUCUGUGGCCUCCACCCUUUGAAAUAACUAUCCAGCCAUUCUACCUAGGCACCAAAAUGGAACUUCAUUUACAGAGAUUAGUUAGGUCAGUUAACACUUUAAGGGAAUAUUCCUUCAUCUCAGAUGCAUUAACAAAAUAGAUGCCAGAAAAUCCAGAUGACAAGGUGAAGUGAGUUUAGGAUUUGUAGUGAGAGACCUGUGUUGGAAUCCUAGCUCUGCCACUUUGGCUUGAACAAGCCAGUUAGCUUUUCUGAAAAAUAAAGGUGUGAUCCUCAGAAAUUGUGAGGAUUUGAUCAUGAGGUGACACAGAACCCAGCACACACACAGCAUUCCUGAACAGCUCUUCAUCCAGACUGCCUAGGUCCAGGUCACUUGGCAUUUUUUUUGUCUUUGGAGAUAGGGUCUCACUAUGUAGUUCAGGCUGGCUUUGAACUCACUG